Molecule: messenger RNA, 1172 nt
Organism: Hermetia illucens (black soldier fly)
Lineage: Eukaryota; Metazoa; Arthropoda; Insecta; Diptera; Stratiomyidae
Exons: 2
Coding region: 254-814 (186 amino acids)
Source: RefSeq, a predicted model, not a curated record
AUAAGCAAUUGAAAGCAGUUCGGUGGAUUAUAAAAUAGUUAAUAUUUAGUAGAUGAAUUUUAAAGUGGAAUAACAAAUAUAAAAAAUAAAAAUCAGAAGAUUUUAGAAUAAAAGAAAAAAACAAAUCUUAAGUUUUAAGUUCAUUUAAAUUUGCCAGAACCUUAAAUUUGUAAAGUACUUUGCGUUUCCAUAGCAGUCACUGUAUACUUCGGGAUAAGCGCUAGUUGUGGGCCCUCCUUGUAGGUUAAACAUAAUGUAUGGCGGCCAACAGAUGAUGCCAAUGAUGGAACCUGGACCAAAAUUGGGGCAGAGGGCCAUAACUGUGCAACACCCUCCCAGACUGCUCACGCAACGCAAGGUCAUUUACGUGAAGAAACAAAUUCUCGAACCUAAACUUAUUAAUGGAAUGAGGGAAAUUAGCGUCCCUUUCGUGUCCCAUGAAACUUAUAUAAGGAGAGAACCAUCAAUAAUAUAUGUUAAGCAGACUAUUAAGCAGCCAAAAGUUUCAUGGAAAACCAUAAAAAUUUCCGAGCCGGAAGUUAAAUGUAGUUCGAAAGUAGUCAGUGAGCCGAAGGAAGUGUGCCAGGCAAUAUUAUGUCAACCUGCCCCGCAAGUUGUCGAUGUUCCAAAGCCAAUGGAAUAUUGCUGCUAUUCUAUUGGUCCAGCUACCCUCAAUUGCAAACCAGCAUCCCAGUAUACGUGUCCUCCAUGUCCUCCCGCUGUACCCUCGGGGCCUAGGAUGCCUUUUUAUCCCCCAUGUCCGCCGUGUCCUCCUUACUGUCAACCCAAUCCAGGGAUGCGUCCUAUGUACUAAUUUUCUCGUGGAAUGCCCAAGAACUGCAUGUUAAGUAGAGAAAGUUCAUGGAGUUUUUUUGAACUUCUAAAAGGGUCUUCCCGGCAAUGGCUAUAAUGCACUCGUCAUAUUCCAGAGGGUUUUCAGGUUGCGUGUAAUAUGUUUGGUCCUGCUUUCAAGUAAUAUGACGUAUAGAUAUCUGCGUAAGGUCAUCACCGGCUGCUUGAAGUGCAUAUAUGCUUUUUAUUUUGCUUAGGCUAGUUUUCCGAAUUUCAUUUUUUAGAGCACAGCAUGUAAAGUAGCUUUUUUUAAACUCAUGUAAAGUUUGAUUUGUAUGUGCUGAUUAAAUCUAAAUCCCGAAAUAAAUUUUAGAAUUUAA